GGGCAACUUUGGCGUGGAGAGUUUGUGAGAGGGAGGAGAGUUGGGUGUCUUGACUAUCAUAUUGAGAUGGUACAAGUGGCCGGAAGGUCAUCGACGAAAAGCCGGUGUCGGAUAUCGAAUGAGGCAUUGUUGGGCGCAGGACUUGGCAUGUGCGUCAAGAGGGGGGCAGCCACAUAUGAUUAGCUGGCCUGGUCUGAGCGACAUUCAUAGACAUGGAAGGGGCCUUACGGAGGAAUCAGCAAAGCAACUGUUCUCUGCAUUGUGUUGGUGUUGUCCUGGUGAUGGAGCAUGCAUGUUCGUGCUCUCUCUCUCUGUCGCUACCAAGGACUCGUCUUAUCCACAAAGGGAAACAGGCAAUGCAAACCAUUUUGCCCAUGUGUGCGUAAACAGAUCGGAGACGGAGAGGGGGGAAAGGCUAAGUCAAAGAGCAUGAUGCCCUUCGUCACCCCUUUCCCUCUCCUGCCUGAGGGUUGAACCCCAGGCCUGCAUCCUAACUGCUAACUGCUCUCAGCAUUGUCAACAAAGGGAGCAGAUCAGGCACAGGGCAUGCGUUGCAUUUCCAUCUCACCGAGGCUUUAUGCAGCAGCACGUAAACAUGUGGUGGAAAUCGGUACAGCUGUCUCCCGGUAGAGGUGCCACAUUCGGACAUGUGGCACCCGCUUGCAGCCAAUUGUGGGCAAGCUGGAGGUGCAGACUUCAUGUUCCCGAUCUGUGCUUGCUGGAGGUUGUUGUAAGAUGUGGUCCAGAUCUGCUUAGGAGGGGGAGCUCGAUGCCUGUACUUGCCUCAACGGAUUCAGUGUCUUUGUUGCCUCCAUACAAGGCUAUCAAUCGCUUCUAUAGUUAUGGAGAUACGCAAUUGCUGCCAGCCGUCGCAUCCAUCCACAUCAGCGGAUCAGCUUCCAACUCCCUCGCGACUUUGGAUGGCCAUCUGGAACCCCCCCGGAUAUCAGCGUCUGCUGGGCGGGGGGGGGACGUGGGUCCCGACCGGGGAUCUUAUUCGAGUCGAUCCACACACCGCUGCUACUCCUCAGAGAUGAACAUGCAGAGUGGAAGGAAUGGAGUGGGGUGUUGCUGCAGAAGACCCGUUCUCCAAACCACUGGUUAUGAUAAGGUGGCCCUUAUUCCUAAGGGCAGCAGACAGGAGGCCUGUAAUGUCAAGGGGGGUUCGCUGCUCAGACAGCUCGCUAGACGUCUUUAUAGCACAACAACAAGACGGGCGCCUCAGAGAAAGGAGGACCAAGUCCCGGCAUGGGUGCAACGGAAAUGGGGCCUGGAAGGGAAAGAUGGGACACGUGGUCUGGAGAGGAAAGGGGGACUGGACGAGGGGUCAGGUGUGAAAAGAAGGCUAUUUUUGAGGAAGCCGGAUCGGGAACGCGAUGCAGCACCCUCGGUGAAAGCUGAGAGGUUCAGCCGCCCGGCAGCAGAUGUGACGGGCUCCUCACUGCCACAGAGAAGGAGAAAUGAGGCUGGAGAAUGGAGGGGCUCACAUCGGGCUGCAAAGGGGGAAGGGUUCCAGGAGGGCUGGCCGGAGCGCAAUGGACGAGAAAGGAGAGGGAGAGGAGGCAAGGGAUCUGCUUUUAGUCGCAUGCGAGACGGUGGUGGUCCAGCGGCGAUGAGAGGGGGGAAAUGGGAGAAGUAUGGCCUGAAGAUCCCUCGGCGCAGGGAAUGGGAUAGUCAAAGGCCGGGACCUCGUGCGGGCCCCCCAAGGGAUGGAGGGAGACAGGAGACAUAUAACAGGAGAAAAGGGUGGACAAGUGGUGGUGGGCCAAGGGCCUUUCCUCCCUUAUCCCCAGGAAGCAACACGGAAAAGGAUGCCUCUUGGAACUCGAGGAGGAGGCUGAAAACAGAUGGCGACAGAAUUGCCGUGGAGCGAAUGGAUGCAGUGAGAACAGCACCUACUGGGAAUCGCCGUGAGGAGAAGUGGCUUGCCCGGCGAAGGAGGGAGGAGGGACGACAGAGGACCAUGGAACAAAAAGGAGGUGUGAAUGCAACGUCACCCCAGAUGCGCAUGGAGCUGAAGCCAGUUAGAUCAUCAUUUGGUCCUCAAUGGGAGAGCACCUUCAAGGGCGCAGCCUGGCGACGGGACAUUGAGCUGGUGUCAGAGUGGAAUCUCCUGAUGAAAGGGGUGGUGUUGGAUGUCAGAAGUGGGGUCCCUGUGUCCGGGCGAUUGAACAAGGUCAGCGAAAGGUUGGGUCUACAGGAAACAACCAGUCUGACUAAGGGCUUAUUGGUGAAAGGAGAACCUCGGGCAGCCCUUGCGGCUUGGAACUGGGCAAGAGGCAUGCCAUGGUACAUUCCGGAUCGGGAGCUAGAUUCGUGCUUGAUUGUUUCCCUCUCAGAGAGAAGCGGCGGCGUUACCGAGGGUGUCGGAGAAGUUCUGCAUGCCCUGCGCACAGCUAACAUGAUCCCUACCGUCGAGGCUUAUGAGGCGAUGAUCAGCAUGUAUUGCAAAAAGCUGCAGUACCCCAAGGCUGUGGAGAUGUAUUCACAUAUGUGUAGGAACAGUGAGUUUCAACCCUCCAAAAACAUGUGCAAGUCCGUGCUUCUAGCAUGCCGAAUGAACGGCGGGCCCUUGGAUACUGCACGAGAGGUAUUUGAGAAAAUGUGUAAGCAGGGAUUUGUGGUGUCCAGGGAUGACUUGGCACACUUGGUGGGUGUCUUUGGUUGUGAAGGGAAGAUGGAUGAAGCAGAAGAAUUUGUGGGAACAGCACUGAGCAGUGGAGAGGAGAGCUGUAGCAUGAAGGGGAAACCCGAUGAGGAGGAGAUUCUGAUGUCCCUUUUGGUUGGAAGUGGUAGGUGGGGGGAACCUGCUCAUGCAGAGAAAUACUUCACAAAGAUUGAAGAAGCUGGAUUUGUCCCCACGUGGCGAGCCUAUGCUGCUGUCAUAGAAGCAUAUUCGAGGGCGGGUGCUUUGCAAGAUGCUCUGUCUGCCCGUGAGCGAGCCCGAAAGGAGGGUGAAAAGUUGGGACUCUUUGCUUUCGAGCCAUUGAUCGAAGCGUAUCUGAAGGCUGGGAUGGUCGAUGCCGUAGAGAAUCAGCUUCUGCCUGAUAUCCUCAAUGAAGGGAUCUCGCGAGUCGCUGUAGGCAACAAGCUGAUAAGGAUGUAUGGAGAACAAGCCAUGUUUGACAAGGUGAAGGCUACCUAUGACGAUUUGGUUGAGCGCGGGGAGGAGCUUGCGUGGCCAACGUACAAGGCGAUGAUGGAAGUAUAUAUCAACUCAGGGAUGUGGAAAGAAGCACGUAAAGCGGCCACAACUGCAUUGGACCAGAGGCUUGUGGAUCCUGAGAAAGUGUAUGUGCGAUUAAUCUCGGACUGUGUGAGGGCAGGCCAGUGGGGGCAGGUCUUAGAGUUGCAUCAUGAGGCUUCACGAAUGAUGGAAGUGCUUCCUGCAUAUGUUACUUACGGGAGAAAGAUGGCCUUAGCUUCUCUGAACCAACAUGUGUCCAUGAAUGAUGCCGGGGCCCAAGGGCCAGAGGGUGAUUCCCUUUCUGCAGGAGACACGACAAAAGUUCUCUCUCUUUCUGACGAUCAGAAGCACAAGCUCAUGGGAUCGAUCAUGGGAGGUGCCACUGUGGAGCCCAGAGGGUCUGGGGAGUAUGUUGUAAUGUUUGAGCAAGAUCAGAGCAGACCGGGUGCAAAGGAUGUCAUCCGGCAUCUUCAUGAGGCGCUCCAGGAUUGGGCGGCGUCAAGGCCGAGGGAGUAUGAGAAGUUCGUGGAGAAAACGGUGGCAACAACGGGCAACGAAAGCACGGACAACGAAGAGUGCAUUGUCAAAGUGUGUAGGAAGUAUUUCGGCUUUGAAACAAAGCCCUCGCCGGCUUUCCGGUACUUCUAUUGCCAUUUUUAUGACUCGAAUGGCCAGCGCCGCAUCCCUCGAAACGUAGGCGCUUUGCUGCAACCCCACAUGAUUGCCUAUUGGCUGAUGUAUGGAGGGCGGACAGGAGAUGGGGAAGUUGUGCUGAGUUCGCAUGGGUAUUACAAUGCGAGUAACACCGAGAAGCUUCGGCAGCUCAUUGAAGGUCUGAAUCGUAGAGCAGGGGACAACAUCCUGAAGAAAGAUAGUUUUCUCAGAGUCAAGGGGGAUGCUGCGAAACGGUUACGGGAAAGAGUGAAGUCAUUUUUGAUUCCUGAGAUCUGUGCGUAGAUCGCACAUUUAGCGUCAACAAAACCGAACUGUAGGCGGAAGAGGCAAGUAAGAGGCCAACACAAAGAGAGUUUUUAUUUUAUACCCAACUUCCACAACUUUGAUCGCAGAAUUUUUUUUUUUUUUUUUUUUUUUUUUUUUUGAUGGCGGAAUUCAGGUGUGUGCUGGACGAGAAAGAGCGUUAAGGGUAAAAAAGAUUAGCAAGCCACUGCAGUUGUGAUCAGGGAGGCAAACGUAAACGAAUAAUUGACUGGCAAAUUUGGGUGGACUGUGGAGGCACAAAGUUCAGAAAGUUCCUUUCUUUAGGGCCAAAAAAAAGUCAUUGUGGCUGUGAGCGGCAGGAGGCUGUAGAUCUCAGGCUCCGGGGCUCAGGACCACAGGUGCAGAUGGGCAAAGGGAGUUUUCGAACCUGACGUCACACUACAUCUUGCAGCCUCCCAGGAUUCCGGGAGGCGUCUAUUUUUCUGUAGUGGCCUUUGUGGCCUGGCAUGAUGACAAUUAUUGUUUUGGUAGUCGCAGACGCAGACCUGUGUGCCGUUUUUUUCCCAAUAUGCAGUGGUGGUUUAACUGAAGGGCUCAUCAGGACCCAAAAUGUGUGGCGAUGUGAACUUGAACCGCAUGUACGUUUCCCAGCUAAGGAAUCAAAUAUGCGGCUUGCA
This is a messenger RNA of Chara braunii, 4803 nucleotides long. The record is from the annotation of a GenBank genome assembly. NCBI's taxonomy places the organism in Eukaryota, Viridiplantae, Streptophyta, Charophyceae, Charales, Characeae.